Molecule: messenger RNA, 966 nt
Organism: Impatiens glandulifera
Lineage: Eukaryota; Viridiplantae; Streptophyta; Magnoliopsida; Ericales; Balsaminaceae
Exons: 4
Coding region: 275-625 (116 amino acids)
Source: RefSeq, a predicted model, not a curated record
GAUUUAUCCCAAAUCGAAGAAUCAUAUAGAGAGGCCAUUUUAUCAACUAUAAAAGGGACCAGAAAUCGGCAAAAAGCCCUAGAAAGAUUCAAUCUUUUUUUUUGGAGCUGGUCUGGAGCUCGGAGCUUUAGCAGUGCAGCGGGCUGAUUUGAACCAGAAGUGCACCACGUUAGCAACAACUUUAAGGGUUUUCAGAUUUAAUCAUGUGCAAGUUGUAGGCGUGUGUUUGUAGCAGUGAGUUAAACGUUAGAGAGGAGCUAGGUCUUCCUUCUCUAUGGCGGCAUCAUUCAGGUGGUUGUUGCAACUACAUAAAGACGUUCCCAAAGCUGCAAGAUUCUACUCGGAGGGGUUGGGUUUCACUGUCAACGUAUGUACCCAUCGUUGGGCUGAACUUGAAUCCGGCCCCCUCAAGCUAGCCUUAAUGCACACAUCCAGUGAAAAUACGUCACAGAAAGGAUAUUCUUCUCUGUUGUCAUUCACAGUGACAGAUAUUAAUAGCACAGUAACAAAACUAAUGACUUUAGGAGCAGAAAUGGACGGCUCCAUCAAAUACGAGAUACAUGGAAAGGUUGCAGCAAUGAAGUGUGUAGACGGGCAUAUGUUGGGCUUAUACGAACCAGUUUAAGACAGUUGAAAAUGGAAGUUGUUUGUGAGAUUAAAUGCUUUUGAAAUUAUCUCAUCAUAGAUUUUCAAAACAAAUAGAGAGGAAGGUCAGUCAGUGACAAGGAAAUACAUAAAACACACACUCAUCUAAAAUCCUCCACAUUAGUACAUUUGUUGUUUGUUCCUUGAAAGUGCAUAGGGUAGGAUUUGUCCACUUUAUUUUGAGUGUUUCAAAGGAAUAAUGAUAGUGAAAUGGGUAAAAAAAACAUCUUUCUGUUUUGCCAUUUCAAUUCAUUCGGGUAUUUAUUAUCAUUGUCCACAAUCACAACCCUAUUUGAAAAUUUGUAUUUUGUGUAUAUAUUU